Molecule: messenger RNA, 1722 nt
Organism: Cercopithifilaria johnstoni
Lineage: Eukaryota; Metazoa; Nematoda; Chromadorea; Rhabditida; Onchocercidae
Source: the annotation of a GenBank genome assembly
AUGGGACAGCAAAGGGUGCGGUAUGUGCUGGAAGCAAUUACAGAUCCAAUCAAAUUACGUACAAAUUUACUCCCGUUGGUGGAGGAAUGCGCAAAAUUGUCAGGAAAGGAUGCUUUGGGAUGGGCUUUGCUUGCGAAGUUAGUUUAUGCUUGUGAUCAGGAGAUGCUGAAAACUAUUUCAUCGAGAAUUCAGAAGAGAUUGAUUGCUGCUACCAGACAACCAGUUACAGUUCCUCUGUUGCACUUUGUCCGUUCAUUCCUUGUUCGUUUUCUAUGGCUCAAAAAUUUCAAUGAACAAACUUUGGCUUGUAUUUGUUCACAUGCUGUGGAUUUCAGUGUUGAAAAUUGUUCCGAAGAUACUACUAGGCUCGUUUCCAAUAUAUAUGCAUUGUGGGCAGGAACUAAGUAUGAUUACAUCUUGAUAAAGGCACUGAAAAGUAUAUUGAGCGAUGUCAUUGUUGAGGAAAAGAAUGAGAACGAGAAAGCACUAUUUCGUUUUGAGACAGCUGUACAGCGAUACCUUUCGCAAUUUGUUUCUACAAUAUUCAACCUGCAUACAGAAGUAAUGAUGCGAUGUUCGCCAGAUGACAAAAUUGCUAUAAAUGAGUGGUUGGAUAUCGCAUAUGAAUCAGCAAGUAUUAUUGAACCCCAAAAAAAAAGCUCCAUUUUUCGAUGGUUAAGGACUUUCCUUUUAAAAGCUAAAAGCUGUGCACAUGUUGCUGUACGAAGAAUUGCCUCAUUUAUCAGUGAUUUCUCUCACCCAAGUGAAGCUUAUUAUGAAGCAGUAAAAGAAUAUGUUCAGUUGGGACCGGACCUGAGUAUUAAUGCUCUUUUCAGAACCCUUAUUCGUUCUGCCAAAUGUCAGUUGAACUCGCAGGAAUAUGGAAAAACAUACGCUGAAGCGCUCGGUGCAAUGCUAGAAUUAAGACCCUAUCUAUUGGAUGUUCACGAUGUGAUAGAGCUGCAGCACUUAGUUUGUCAGGAAGCUUUCCAAAAUCGAAAAUGUAGGCCGGCGCUGUCACUGCUAAACUCAUUGCUUGCUAUGAACAAUGAAUUGGUGCCGUCUCCUAUUCAGAUUGCGCAAAGCAUUUUUAAUAGCGGCGAAGAUUGGUGCGAUGAAAUACGUCUGGGUCGAGCGCUGUGUUCUUCCAUAUCUCGACCGCGUAUUCAAAUAAUCGUGCCUCAAGAUGACUUGUUGAAGAAGUUAAGUGAUACUAUGAUGAGUGAUCGGCAGAUGCAUUUCGAUAAUUUUCAGAACUCGGCUAAGCUAGCUAUGCCAAAUGAAUCGAAGAUACAAUCUAAGAGCAGUUCAAUUAGUGAUGAACUUGUUAGUGAUGACUUUAUAGAGAAUCAUGAAAAUGUUGGAAUGGAAUCAGCUGAAAAUGUUAUUAGGAAGCGAGUGUAUCGGCCAACAGGAAAAACAACCUUGAAGUAUAUACGAAUUGAUUCUGAAUAUGGCGAAGAAAUGCUUUCUUCUAAGAGUGUAAGUUCGCAAUCUUCGGAAACAUUAGAAAUAACAGAUGAACAAGAAAUAGCAAGAAGAGCUGAGUGCACUUUAGUAAAGCAAGAGAAAUUGCAAGAUACUGCUGUUGCAGAUGUUGCAGUAGUGAAACGUAAUUCAGAUUCCGAGGUCGUAAUUUUGGAUAAAGAUGUAAUUGAUUAUGAGUUAACUGUUGAGCAAAUAAUGGCCGAUUUUGUGCCCGAGUUGAAGUACCAUUCGUAA